UUUUAUUUUAUUUCAAAACGUGAAGGAAAAUAUUGAAUGACUUUGACAAAUGACGACGACAACAGUUUCAGGACAAUCUUUUAUAAAGACAUUACGACAUUAUUUAGAUGCUAACGAAUCCAAACUUAUGACAAAAAAUGAUACAAAAGGAACUUCUUCAGUACGUGGUAUAUCCAAUCUUCCAACAGCUCUUUCCAACAACAACAACAACAAAUCUCUUGGAUUUCCUUACAUGUCUUUAUUAGCCAUUACUAGUUCUUCUUCUUCUACUACUACUUUGGACAAAACACCUUAUAUGCCUACUACAGGUUGUUUCUCUCUCGAUAUUCAUUAUCUUUAUUUUUUAUACGUUCAAUUCGAUCAUCUUGGACUAGAUAUUGGUACUUCUUUAUUGGGUAAUGUACCUACAGAAGGUUAUGUGACUGACCAUGUAGACGAUGAUUCAGGUAAAGCUCCUUCUAUACUUUCCAUUGGAUCAGUAUCAUCUGCCAUGUCUACUCUAUCUCUUGGAACUGGUUGGCAGUUUUGGAAAAAUCGACAAGAUACUCAAGAACAGCAUAUAACAAACAAUAGCGGACAUAAUUUACAACAGGAUAUUAUUCAUAUUCAUCAAUGUCUUUCAAACAUCAAGGCACUUAAGCUCCAUAUGCAUGUGUUUGUACAUCCAGAAACUGGUAUACCACGAAGUGGUCAAAGAGCGAUUCUUGGUUAUGAACAACCUCUUACACAACAGCCACAUGGGACAAUCCUUCUUUCUCUAUCACCAUUCAAGCACCUAUCAUUUUUGGAAUUGGAUCAAAUUCAUCCUAGCAUGAUCAGUGAUUGGUCUUCCUUUACUCCACGUUUGAUUAGUCUGGUUAUCAAACGAGCCGGUAUUGAAAAUGUAGCAGAUCUAUUCAACAUUUUACAAAACAGUCAUCUUGAUAAUAAUGACGAUGAGGAUGGAAAGAGCUCAAUAAAUAGAACUUCCGAUACCACCAGCAAUACCAACACUAUUGAAUUACAUCAAUUGCGAAUGCUUUCAUUACAAGACAACAAUUUGACUACUUUGGAUAUUGAACCACUACGACAAAUUCAAUCUAUUACUCAUCUCAAUUUAUCUAGCAACCUUUUAAUCGAUAUUCCUCAAUCUUUAUCUAUUCUUUACAAUCUACAUUCUCUUGAUUUGGCAUACAAUAUGAUUUCAUUUACUAUGGGUAUCAAUGCUGUACUAGGCAAUAUUCAGGAACUCAAUUUACGUGGAAAUCGAUUGACAAAUGUGGUGGGAUUAGAUCGACUUUGGGCUUUGGAACGUUUGGAUCUGCGGGACAAUCGGAUCGAAGAUAUGACAGAAAUUCAUCGUCUUAUUAGCUUACCAAAUUUGGAUGAUGUUUGGGUGAUGGGAAAUCCAUUUACUUUGACAAACUCAUCAUAUCGAGUGGAUCUUUUUACUGAAUUUCAACAACAUGGUUCGUCAUUUAAACUCGAUGGAAUGGGUCCUUCCUUUGCUGAAAAACUGAGGUUCCAGGCAUCUUUGAACAAUACACAACGUCAACAUCAUGACAAUACUCCAGCAGCAAUGACAACACCAUCUGUCACUUCUUCACCGACUCCACCAGCUACAACAGCCAUACCAACAUCAAAUGAAUUGGACAACACGACAGCAAGUGGAACUGUCGACGACCACAACAUAGCAAUUCCUCCAGUAUCAUCAUCAUCAGCAAAUACCAGUCUUGACGAAGGUAAAUCGAUCAAAAAGGCAAAACCAAGGAAAACCAAACGUGUCAUCCAAUUACCACAUGGGGCUGUUGAACCUUCUAUGGAAUCCAAUGAUAUGUUGAAGACAGAUACCGAGAAAUCUUCACAUGUACUCCGAUAUGCAGAACUACAGCAAUCUAUCCAACCUACAUUGACACGUCGACGAUCCAGUACCUCUAAACGAUCUAGCAAAUCUACUUCAACUGCACUUCGCAUCGUCGGUCUCGAUCACCACCACCACCACCUCCUCCUUCAUCUAUUUUGGUUAACGAAGAUACUAUUGGGGAAAUUGAAUCAUCAUCCACAUCAAAACGUCUCUCUGCAGAAGAAGCCUUUCGUCGAAAAAUCGAAAUCAUGCGACAAGAAGCUGGUACUGGCUGGCUAAGAGUUUUACAAGAAAUGGAAAUAAACAAGGAAAAACUCAAGGACAAUAUUGUAGAAUGAAAAAUAUCGUUACCCUAUUAGUUAAGUUAUCUUUGUCUUUUAUAGUUACCCCCCUUCUUUAUUAUCAUUGUUAUUUUUUCUUUUUUUUUUUAAUUCAAAUACCAGCAAAUAAAAAUCAAUUGGAUUCAUAUA
Halteromyces radiatus is the source of this 2313-nucleotide messenger RNA. RefSeq lists its product as uncharacterized. Gene Ontology annotation, molecular function: protein kinase binding. Gene Ontology annotation, cellular component: cytoplasm. The coding region runs from base 50 to 2122 and encodes 690 amino acids. Lineage: Eukaryota; Fungi; Mucoromycota; Mucoromycetes; Mucorales; Cunninghamellaceae. The transcript has 3 exons. The record is from RefSeq and is a predicted model, not a curated record.